This is a messenger RNA of Quercus lobata, 1317 nucleotides long. Its product is annotated as TMV resistance protein N-like. Gene Ontology annotation, biological process: signal transduction; defense response. Lineage: Eukaryota; Viridiplantae; Streptophyta; Magnoliopsida; Fagales; Fagaceae. The transcript has 5 exons. Gene Ontology annotation, molecular function: ADP binding. Bases 1 to 1317 code for a protein of 438 amino acids. The record is from RefSeq and is a predicted model, not a curated record.
AUGAAAAAGACCGGAUUGGUAGUUCUACCUGUUUUUCACUAUGUAGAUCCUAGUGAUGUGCGGAAUCAUAGGGGGACUUUUGCAGAAGCCUUUGAUAAACACGAAGAGAGUUUCAAGGAUAACAUGAGAAAUAUAGAAACGUGGAAAGCUGCUCUAACAAAAGUUGCCGAUCUUGCCGGAUGGGAUUUAAAGGAUAAGUAUGAAUCAAAAGUUAUCCAAGAAAUCAUUGGAAGGAUAUGCACUGAGUUGUAUCACAAAUUCUCAAGUGUUUAUGAGAACCUUGUUGGAAUGGACUCAUGUGUGGAGGAAAUGUUGGGUUCAUACUUAGGUGAAGGGUUGGGUGAUGUUCGCUUUGUUGGGAUAUGCGGGAUGGGUGGAAUGGGCAAAACAACUCUUCCACAAGAAAUUUAUAGAAGAAUUUCAGGAAACUUUGAAGCUAGUAGCUUUAUUGCUAAUAUUAGAGAAGAAACUAAAAAUCAAGGUCUAGUUUCUUUACAAAAACAACUUCUUUCUAUGAUCCUCAUGGAAAGUGAAAUAAAAAUAUGGAAUGUUUAUGAGGGAAUCGAUGUUAUAAGGAAUACACUACAUAAUAAAAAGGUUUUUAUUGUUCUUGAUGAUGUGGAUGGAGAACAAAAAUUAGGAGCAUUAGCAGGGAAAUAUGAUUGGUUUGGUGCGGGGAGUAGAAUCAUUGUAACAAGCAGAGAUAGUCAAAUAUUAAUAAGUUGUGGUGUGAAAGAUAUAUAUACAUCCAAGGGGUUGAGUGACAAUGAUGCUUUGAAGCUUUUUACUUGGAAAGCUUUCCAUAAACCUCAUCCUGAAGAAAAUUUUGUAACUUUGUCUAAGGACUUUGUGAAUUAUGCUAAAGGCCUUCCUUUAGCUCUUAAAGUUUUAGGUUCUUUGUUGUUUGAUAAAAAAAUGGAUGAAUGGAAAAAUUACAAUAUUGGUGUUCUUAUAAAAAAAUCUCUCAUAACCAUUAAUGAAAAUGGUGCUUUAGGGAUGCAUGAUUUGCUACAAGAUAUGGGUCAAGAAAUCAUUCGUCGCGAAUCCCCUAGAGAGCCUAGUGGACGUAGUAGGUUGUGGAUUUAUGAGGAUGUCAUUCGUGUAUUGAAGAAUAAUACUGGAACAGAGGCAGUUGAAGGCAUAAUGCUCAAAUUUCCUAUUCAAAAAAUGGAACACUUGCGUGCUGAAGCCUUCUCAAAGAUGAAAAAUUUGAGAUUGCUUAAAAUUGGUAAUGAGAAAUUUCCACAAGACUUCAUAAAUGGUACUAUGCAACUUCCAAAAGACCUCAAUAGGGGUAAGACAAACUUGUUGAAUUGA